Messenger RNA from Vigna radiata var. radiata (mung bean), 952 nucleotides. RefSeq names its product protein C2-DOMAIN ABA-RELATED 4. The transcript has 3 exons. The record is from RefSeq and is a predicted model, not a curated record. Lineage: Eukaryota; Viridiplantae; Streptophyta; Magnoliopsida; Fabales; Fabaceae. The coding region runs from base 87 to 584 and encodes 165 amino acids.
CUUUGCCCAUGGUUUAGGGGUUUCCUAUUACCAUUUGCUCUGUCUUGAAAAAUUCCAUUUUUCUUCUUUUCCUCACACAUUUAGCUAUGGAGAACUUGCUGGGUCUGCUGAGAAUUCAUGUUGAAAGAGGUGUCAAUCUUGCAAUCAGGGAUGUGGUGAGCAGUGAUCCUUAUGUUGUCAUCAAAAUGGGCAAGCAGAAGCUGAAAACUCGGGUGAUAAAAAAAACUUUAAAUCCUGAAUGGAAUGAUGACUUGACCCUGUCUAUUUCAGAUCCUCAUGCUCCAGUCCAUCUACAUGUGUAUGACAAGGACACAUUCAGCUUAGAUGAUAAAAUGGGAGAUGCUGAUUUUUCCAUUGGUCCAUUUAUUGAAGCAGUGAAGAUGCGCUUGACAGGUCUCCCCAACAAUACCAUAGUCACAAAAGUGUUGCCUAGCAGACAAAACUGCUUAGCUGAAGAGAGUCACAUUGUGUGGAAAGAUGACAAAGUUGUGCAAAACCUGGUUCUUAGACUAAGAAAUGUAGAGUGUGGGGAGGUGGAACUCCAGUUGAAUUGGAUUGACAUUCCUGGUUCAAGGCAUCUCUAGAUCACAGUCCAAGACUUGAUGCUCACAGUCCAAGACUUGGCAUAUUGUAAAGUUUAGACUUGCAGCCUCAUAAACCAGCAACACCUUAUGUUUCAUAUUAUGCUACCUUUUACUCUUUCGCACAACUUCAAAAUUGUUCCAUAUUGGUUUUGCCAACUAUGGUGUUGCAAUUAGUAGUAAUUAGUGAAGAAGAAUGGGAGAGGUUGUUUCCUCAGCUGUAAUUUAGAAUCAUGUCCUAGUUCCGUGUAAUAAUGUGCAAGAGAAGUAGCAUAUAGAUUUUGCACAUACUAUGUUAAUAGCUUUUUUCUAUAUUGAUUGUUUGGACAUUUAUCUGUGCUAUAUGGUUUAUAUGAUACUUAGGUAAAUCA